This is a messenger RNA of Alternaria rosae, 1238 nucleotides long. Its product is annotated as putative alpha/beta superfamily hydrolase. The transcript has a single exon. The coding region runs from base 109 to 1149 and encodes 346 amino acids. NCBI's taxonomy places the organism in Eukaryota, Fungi, Ascomycota, Dothideomycetes, Pleosporales, Pleosporaceae. The record is from RefSeq and is a predicted model, not a curated record. Gene Ontology annotation, molecular function: hydrolase activity.
UCUUUGGUAUAUAAGAACGCUAUCUUGCAAUCGUAAAGAGCACCACACACCAGCUUUCGCAUCACUGCCACCGACCAUCACACAUUCGACAGGUUCAGCCUCCAGAACAUGACGGGACCCACUUUCACAUCUGUAGCCUUCAUGGCCGUCCUUCAUAUGCUUCCUACCGUGGCACAAAACAUGUCGUAUGGAGCCGACAACUUCUAUCGCAGCGACAACGUCACGAUGUGGCCCAUCACCUUCCCGAGCCAAUACCAGAUGACUGUCGCUGGCAACCUCUUUCUACCAGAUAAUCUCGAUCGCGCCAUGAAUGCGUCUGCUAUCGUUGUUGGCCAUCCAAUGGGAGCUGUGAAGGAACAGAGCGCCAACCUGUACGCUACGAAGAUGGCAGAGCAGGGCUUCGUCACGAUCUCAGUCGACGUCUCGUAUUGGGGCGGCAGUGACGGCGAGCCACGUAAUGCCGUUCACCCAGAUGUCUACGCUGAGAGCUUUAGUGCUGCAGUCGACUACCUGGGCCUCCAGGACUACAUCGACCGCGAGCGAAUUGGCGCCAUUGGUAUCUGCGGCAGCGGCUCCUUCGUCCUGAGUGCAGCGAAGAUCGACCCGCGCAUCAAAGCCGUCGCUACAGCAAGCAUGUACGACAUGGGUGCCGUAUCUCGCAACGGAUUGCAGCGAUCUCAAAGCCUCGAGCAACGCAAGCAGGUCAUCGCGACCGCAGCGGCGCAGCGCUGGGUUGAGGCCAGUGGUGGAGAGACGGAAUACACCGGCGGAACUCCUCAGGUACUCACCAACGAGACUGAUCCAGUGGGACGCGAAUUCUACGACUUCUAUCGCACGUCUCGCGGAGAGUUUACACCUGCGGGCUCAGCACCAAACCUCACCACGCAUCCAACGCUUUCGAGCCAGACCAAGUUCAUGAACUUCUACCCUUUCAGCGACCUUGAUAGUAUCUCUCCUCGUCCGGUGAUGUUCAUCUCCGGCGAUAUGGCACAUUCCCGCGAGUUUAGCCAGGACGCAUACGACGCUGCUGCGGAACCGAAGGAGUUGGUUUGGAUUGCGGGCGCCGGCCAUGUGGACCUGUAUGAUCGCGUUGACCUGAUUCCAUUCAACAGACUCACCGCGUUCUUUCAGCAGAACCUGAGUGAGUAAAGGUGAGAUAGGCUAUCGGCGGCUUCGACAUAACAAUCCAAGAUGUAAUUUAAAGUACUUGUGUGAGGUAGACAAGUAACGCAGUAAAU